Gavia stellata (red-throated loon) is the source of this 951-nucleotide messenger RNA. RefSeq names its product ADP ribosylation factor like GTPase 13A (gene ARL13A). Gene Ontology annotation, molecular function: GTP binding; GTPase activity. The transcript is spliced from 8 exons. Gene Ontology annotation, cellular component: ciliary membrane; non-motile cilium. Gene Ontology annotation, biological process: receptor localization to non-motile cilium; non-motile cilium assembly. The coding region runs from base 1 to 951 and encodes 316 amino acids. Lineage: Eukaryota; Metazoa; Chordata; Aves; Gaviiformes; Gaviidae. The record is from RefSeq and is a predicted model, not a curated record.
AUGUUCCACCUCUUCUCCCACUGCUGGUCAUGGCUGCAGGCCAUACAGGAGCCUGUCAGAAAGGUGACCCUCCUCGUCAUGGGGCUGGACAACGCAGGAAAAACCUCCGUCAUUAUGGACAUAGAGAGAGCACUGGCCGGCGAGGUGCUGCCCGCGGCACAGCCCGGCCAGACCUGCCUGCGGGUGGACAGGUUCGAGGUGACACUGGUGGACCUGCCCGGGGGCCAGCGCUCCCGCAGCACCUGGCGCAACCACUACAGCGCGGCCCACGGGCUCCUCUUCGUCCUGGACUCCAGUGACCUGGCACGGAUGGAGGAGGCCCGCAAGGUCCUGAGCCGCGUCCUGAGCCAUCCCGACAUCUCCGGGAAGCCCAUCUUACUGCUGGCCAACAAGCAAGACACGGCGGCCGCCCUGCUGCCCUGCGAGCUGAUCGAGCGCCUGUCCCUGGAGCGGCUGGUCAACGAGAACCGCUCGCCCUGCCGCAUCGAGCCCUGCGCUGCCAAGCGGGGCCCCCCCGACGGCCCGGCCCGGGCCACCCUGCAGGGGCUGCGCUGGCUCCUCCGCGCCGCCUCCGCCGAGGAGAGCACGAAGGGCCCCGGGAGGAGGAAGAGGAAGGUGAAGGUGAGGAAGAAGGGCUCGGGGCAGCCAAGCCCAGCCGAGGAGCCGGAGGGACCAGGAGGAGGGGGCGACAGCCGAGCCGGGGUUGCCGGGGGGCUGCUGCCUCCCAACAGGGUGGGGCAGGAGGAGCCCGCGCCCACCGGGAAGGCCACCCCCCACCCAGCGCAGGGCAUGAAAAAGAAAAAGAAGAAGAAAAUCAAGAAUAAAAUCAAGUCGCAGGAGCCUGCUGUGGAGCAGCAACGUGAAGAGGUCUCGAACUUGUACCGCCGGGCGAUGCUGGCUCUGAAGAUGAGGCAGGAGCAGAGGAAGCCUCAGUCCGCCAUCGCCCCCUGA